Molecule: messenger RNA, 459 nt
Organism: Hemisphaericaspora subhashii
Lineage: Eukaryota; Fungi; Ascomycota; Pichiomycetes; Serinales; Debaryomycetaceae
Exons: 1
Coding region: 1-459 (152 amino acids)
Biological process (GO): mitochondrion organization
Cellular component (GO): nucleus; mitochondrion
Source: RefSeq, a predicted model, not a curated record
AUGGCCAGACAAAGAAGAUCAGCUCCAGCUCCAAGAGCAAGAACUCAAACUAGAUCAGCCCACACCGCCGCUGCUCCAGCUGCUGCCCCAGCUCAACCACAUUACCCAGCUGCUCAUCCAACUGCCCCACCAGUACAACAAGCUCAACAACCAGGUUUAUUCGCCCAAAUGGCUUCCACUGCUGCGGGUGUAGCCGUUGGUUCCGCUGUUGGUCAUACUAUUGGUGCUGGUAUCAGUGGUAUGUUUGGUGGUUCUUCUGCCCCAGCUGAAGCUGCUCCACAACAACAACAAGUUGCACCAAUGCAACAAACUCAACAAUAUCAAGAACAAGCUAAACAUUGUGAUGCAGAUGCUAGAAGUUUCACCAGAUGUUUGGAAGAAAACAGUGGUAAUAUGCAAGCUUGUGAUUAUUACUUACAACAAUUAAAAGCUUGUCAAGAAGCUUCUAGACAAUACUAG